AUGAUUUGACAGUUAUAUUAUUCUAUACAUUCAGUUGAAUGGGUUGCUCAACAGUUUAUAUUCUUGUCCUAUUUUUUGGAAAUGCAGUAUUUUCACAUUUCUCGAGAGAUUUUAUUAAUGGGAGCAUUGAUAAAACAGGAACGAUAGAAAAUCGUAACCACAAUUAUCUUGCAAACACUCAUGCAGAGUGGUUAAUAGAAGCUCCAAAAGGUUACUCAAUAACGCUGCAGUUUUCUCAGCUAAUAACAGAGUGCUCUUUUGACUAUUUAUUUGUCUAUGAUGGUCGUAGUCAAUCAUCGGACACUAAAAUCCUGGCAACCAUUAGUGGAAGCUCAUCGCCAUCAGUGCUUUACGCCAAUUCUGGCUCAAUGCUAAUCGUCUUUUUCACGGACCAAAAUUCUAACAGAUUUGGUUUUCAAGCAACGUAUAAAGUAUCGCAAUGUCCCAAUGACUGUCGAAAGGACCUAAAUGAACGGCACAUAUGUAAACGUAAUGGAGACGAUUCCAAUUUUUAUUGCGAUUGUAUCGGAGGCAUUUACGAAGGCAUCGACUGCUCGAUUCCAGCUUGCCCUGAAAACUGUGGGUAUCAUGAACGCAGAGGUAUGUGCAAUGAGAACAAGGAAACGGAAACCCAGGUUGAUUCUUCCAGUGCUUCCAACUCCAGUAACGCAGAAAAUUUUCUCUGGAAAUGCAAAUGCGAGACAAAGAAAGGCUACUUUAUCGGAGAGAGCUGCAUACUUGAAUUGGACCGAGAGAAAAAUUACCAGACAUGGACCAGACUGUAUAGUAAUGGGAGGGAAGGACCGACACCAGUGACAGGCGCGGAUGCUGUCGUAAUUAAAAAUCACUCGGAUCCUCUCGGAGGAAAACUACUCUACACAUUUGGAGGGUUUGAUCUUACGGAAGUUGUGGACGCAUUCCAUGUUUACGACAUCUAUAACACCAAAUGGAACAUUGAAAAGCCAAAGUCGACUCCGGUGCCAAAAGGAAGAGCAUUCCACACUUUGACCAAUUUCGGAGACUCUAAAAUAGCAAUGAUUGGUGGGGUACUGAAGUUACAGUACAAAAGUCAAGAUGAGAGAAUGGAGCGCUGGGUUUGGGUCUAUGACACAAAAAGCCGAAAUUGGAUUCAUUACAACUGGCCAUUCAAACAAGGAAUAGCUGAUCACACAUCAACACUGGUCGGUCACGAAAUAUUUGUAAUCGGGGGACGACUUGCAAAUGAUUCGUACAAUCACUUUAUUUACGUCCUGGACACCGUCAAAAUGACGUGGUCUGCUAGGACUCCAGAAGGCUACCAUGGCUUACUAUUGCGCCGAGUCGGUCAUACGACCGUCUACGACAAGAAGAGAAAAGUUUUGCUCGUUUUUGGAGGUUACGCACCCUUUUCUCCGAGCUUUUCCAAAAAGACGAACGAUCUGCUAGCCUACAGUACUGACAUGAACUAUCUAACGAUGUGGGAGACUGUGGAAAGAGACAGAGGAGCGAAGCCGGAUGAGCUGGCACAUCAUAGUGCAGUGAUAAUGGGCAAUUACAUGGUGGUGUUCGGGGGCUCGAUGAAGGGCGAUUCGGCUGAGAAGAGCUGUGUAAUGAACGAGACUUUUCUGUUCCAUUUAGAUUGUCAUAUGUGGAUUGACAAAGAACGCGUCUUGAUCGGAAAUGGAGGCGAAAACUAUUAUGAACUUGCAAAACUUGCGGAAAAGUUGCAAAUGUCCAUGAACGGUCUCUCGACUACAAUGCAUGCGGCUCCUCCACGUAAGGGCCAUGUUGCAGUGCUGCUGGACGACAACUUGAUGGGUAUUUACGGAGGAUACGACGGAACUGUGCGAUCAGACUUGUAUGUCUAUAAGGCACCUCCGAGUGUUUUCGACGAGCAAGAAGAUGCAGUAUGUCAGGAAGCGAGUCAGAAUGAAGAGCUGUGCCAUCAGGAUCCAAAGUGCUCCUAUUGCCACGAAUGGACUGGAGGCAACAAGGCUUGCCUAUCCAGGUCUGAUCCGAGCGGUUGUCGAAGUGUACCUACUAAUGGUAUGUGUCCCGGCGUGUGUGGAUCUCAGGCUGAUUGUACUUCGUGUCUAUUGUUCGGAAACGAGAACUGUUUCUGGUGUUCAGCUCAACAGAGAUGUAUGAACAAAACGGAUCAGACUGAGAUGGAACCUCAUUGUCCUAAUACUGGCCCCGAUAACACGGGAGUCACAAACAUUCUUGACAGCUGCAAAUACGACUUCCCAAGAGGGUUCAUUGAGAAAAUAUUUUUCCAACCAGUGAACUGGGACUACCCUGACUACGUCAAAGUUGGACUGGGUUCCGACAUCCCACUGUUCUUCGACAUUGAGAUGGAUCCGAGAUAUGUAGUGUCAAUGAGAGGUCCGGAUCAACACGCACCAAUUGUAGCCCAAUUCAGAGGUACUCUCGAACUAAUGGGCGCUGCUGACGGACAAGCCCAAGUGUAUGCCAUGCUUCUGGAAAACCUCAACACUUCUGUGAAUAUAUCGGAAAAAAAGAUACCAGUGACGAAGAAUGCGCCUGUUUGGUAUGACGCGGAUUCCUUGACGCAUAAGGAGUGGCUGUUUUUGAACGAUACAAAAUGUGAAAGCUCUGAUGGCUGCGAUAUUCAGAUUGAAGCAAAUAUGACUGUCAGUAAUCGACAAGCAAACGGUCGACUGAAAAUAUUCAAAACGAAUCAUAAUGGCUCUAAGAUUUCGGACCUCAGCAUACAUCAGAUAAAACCCACGCGAUGGUCCAAACAGUGCUCGCGGAUUCUCUCAUGUCUCGAGUGCACAGGCGAAGGAGUAGGUGUUUGUGGGUGGGACGAACGUGAACGCAAAUGCAUCGGCAAAUGGGAAACGCCCCAGGAAAAAUCUCUGAAACCAGGACUAGUGGUUUACCCCCACCAUUGCAUAACAUGCACAGAUCACGUUGAGUGCACAUCUUGUAAUGCCCAAGAGGGUUGUGUGUGGGCUAGAACCAGCACAAGUGUGCAAUGUUUGAGAAGACCUCCAGAACAAGAUUUAGACGAGGAGAAAAAGUUGUCAGAAGCGCAACGAAAGUUCCGACCUGCUGCUUGUCCGAAACCGUGUCAUUUACGAGCAACGUGUGGCGAGUGUUUCAAAAUUGGAAGCGAAACUGGCUCGAGGUUCUCGGAAUGCGCUUGGUGUGAGAGUCUCCAAAAGUGCAUGCCAUUUUACAUGUACUUGCCGGCGUAUUCGUAUGGAAUUUGCAAGUCGUAUUCGGAAAAAAAUACCCCGGCGAAGUGUACGAAGUGUUCCGAAAAAGAUACUUGUGCCUCGUGUUUGAAUCACCCUGGCUGUGGGUUUUGCGAAGACAACGGUGUAAAUGGCAAAUCGUCUUGUGUGGGAGGCAAUUUCAAUGGUCCAUUCGAAACAUGCGCGGCUGACUUGUUCUCGACGACCAUGAGUAGUUCUCUUUCAAAGUACAAACCCAGACCAAAAAGUAGUAGUGUCAGACUGGAUCACAACUACUUCUACCACAAGUGUCCGAACAGAGACGAGUGUCUGGACGCCAAUAUAUGCAACCUGGAGGUGAAUGGGUCGCAUUGUGUCAAUACAGAAGACGGCUAUGAGUGCCGCUGUAAAAAUGGAUACAUCAAAAAGGAGUUUACAGAUGAUCACGGACAUACAAAGAUGGCCUGCAAGCAAACGUGUGAAAAACCUUGUGGACCUAACGGAAACUGCAUCAAAAACGACACGACUGAUGAACACACUUGCAUUUGUGACAAAGGGUACUUCGGAAACCAGUGUCAGUUCGACUGUGGAUGCAACAAGCGCAGUCACUGCAAGAGUAAGGGCAAAUGUCUCAAAUGCGACGAAGGAUACACUGGAAAAGACUGCAGUUUGUGCAUGGAUGGCUUCUAUAGGAACUCAUCAAGUGAAUGUACAGAUUGUGAGUGUAAUGGAAAUGGCAAUCCGAAAGAAGGCAUUUGCAAGAAAGAUACGGGCAAAUGUGUGUGUAUGAACAACACGGAAGGCGACCAUUGCGAGAGGUGUAAAUUGGACGGGUUCUACUCGAGAUCUCCGGAUGACAAGCGAUGUUACCGAGUGUGUGACAGCAUGGCACAACUCCCGUUGCUAAAAGACCAACAACUAACCCAAUACAUAGGCUCGGAACAGGGUCCGUCGGCCGAAAAUCCGGAACAAGUAGCGUGUAUCUGGCUGAUAAAUUACGGAGAAGGAGCUAACAAGUCACCUGCGAUUUCCAGCGGAACGAGACUGACGUUCGAAAUUGUGGAACUUAACGUAGAUUGCAGUCAGAACUUCGUGUAUGUUUAUGAAAACACGCCUUCAUUUCUUUCCGGGGAUGGAGGAACGGGCGACAGUUCUAUGAACAGCGACAGCAAUCAACGAGAUAAACUGUUGGGAGCGUUUUGUGGCAAGUCCUCGCCCUUGUCCGGUCAUACACGAGUAAUAGAGUCCGAAACUACGAUCACUGUAAUUUUCAAGGCCAAUGUAACAGAUGGCAAUCAGUUUUUCACGGCCAAGAUUACAAAACACGAUAAGCCAUGUGUCGGAAAUUGGAUCAACCGAGGUGGUGACGACGCAUGUGAAUGUCCGUCUAAUAUGACGGGAUGGAAUUGUGACCUGCCAAGUUGUCCAAACAACUGUUCAAUUGAAAGAAAGCAAGGCGCUUGUGUUGUGGGAGAUGACGACAAGUAUUUCUGCAGCUGUAAGAAAGACUUCACUGGUCGAGAUUGCUCUCAGAAAAUAACGCAUCAAAGUAAACCUCAGUUUACAAUUUUACUCCCAGGAGCGUUUGGACGAGAAGCGAAGUACGGUAGACACGGACAUACAAUAGUAGUCGAUAAAAGUCAGAAGUAUCUUUACAUUAUUGGAGGCAGAAAUUUCGCCAAUAGUCCGGUUGAUAUGAUUAAAUAUUCGAUCGACGAGAAUAAAUUAACGACUGUAAGAACAGAAUUCUUGAUUAUUCCAUACAGAGGAUACUAUCAUACAAGUGCGAUCACAGAUAGCGAUACUGUCUAUGUUUUUGGGGGUCUCCAACAAAUGGACCAUAAAGGUUCUAGAACAUUCUGGCAUUUCAUACCUGAUGCCAAAGCGCAAAAUGACAAACUGAAGAUGUCACCUGUGUCCAAAGACGAUUACCCGGCAUACUCCGAGCCAGGUCAUAGCUGGAUUCCUACUGUUGCUCAACAUACGAUGAAUUAUGUUAAAAUUCAUAACCAGAGUAACCCGUCGAAGAAAGUUGAGUUGCUUGUCAUUAUUGGAGGCUACAGUCCGGAACAUGGUUUCAACAAUUAUACGUUGCAGUACGACAUUGAGAAAAAAGCGUGGUCGGCAGUUCCGACUGCGGGAUCGACACCCAUAGGAAUUUUCGGACAUACGACUGUCUACUACGAACCGUUCAAAACGUUUUACGUAUACGGUGGUUUUGUUUACUGGAGGAAUUCGGUUGUGAUGUCGAAUGAGCUCUAUGCAUUGACAUACAGUGAGUUCAACGACGGGUCUGACAGCAGUAAAGAACCGGCAAAAUGGAGUGUCGUGUACCCCAAAGAUAAUUUGUUCUACAGAUUACCAGCUAUUGUGUUCCAUCAAGCAGUAAUAGUAUCUGACUACAUGGUUGUUCUCGGAGGGCGAACGGAUCAAAAAGAUUUCACGAAUGAAGUUAUGAUUUACGUGAUUAAGUGCAACACAUGGUUACUGGAGCGCCAUUCAUUCUCAAACUCCGUGUUCGGGAAACUCAGGUUCGAACCUGUGAUCGGACACUCAGCGGUGGCGAUUGGAUCUGAUAUUUACAUAUACGGAGGCUUCAAUGGUGUCACUUUCCAAUCAAUGCACAAGCUUUCAAUGCCGGACGACAUCUGUAAUUUACAACAUGGAACCAACAAAGCAGAUUGCGAGAGACUUCCAGGAUGUACUUAUUGUGAAGCCAUAAAACCCUCGCCUGAUGAAUGCGGAGGCUUCGGCUCCUGUUGUUUGAACAGUACGACUUACACGCGAAAGGGCUCACUUAUUUGUGUUUCCCGUUCACGUUAUGGAGCCAAUAACGACGAAUGCUGGGUCGAUGCGGAUGCAAGAAAUUACUUCCCAUCGUUGCCGCGGAAAUUCAGGGCCUCGUGUUCCCAACACAGAACAUGUGAACAAUGUGUCUCCGAUUUUCUAGAGGAUCAAGGCCACAUAAGCUCGCGCGAACAAUGUCAAUGGUGCGAUACUCAAAAUUCAUGUAAACGAAAAGGCGAAGCUUGUGAUGCUAAGAAUCCUUCUGCCGAUCACAAUGUAAUUUAUGAGCCGCGGUCUUGCUCGAAGUGGAACAUGUGCCUGGCGUCGGACUGUGGCAAGUGCACCGUGUCUUCGGCAUGUUUCUGGAGCCGAAUGUUUCAGAACCAAAUACAGAGUUCGGUGAUUAAGAUGGAUCCACACUCAAAUUUUGACUGGGGUUGUUACCCUCUUAUUAUUCAAAAAUUAGCGGUGAAUAUAGAACAAACUUGCCCGGCUCCAUGCCAUUCGUACGAGAAUUGCUCGUCGUGUUUGAACUCGGGAGGCGCGGACGGCGGGCGGAAAGAAUGCUACUGGGCUCAAGGGCUAAACGAGUGUAUCAGCCCGACGUUUGCUGCGAUUCAAUGUGCAGCGGGAGAGUGCGGUCGUGUGGUGCGACAUUCAACCGAGGGCUGCCCAAAACUCUGCGAAGAUCAGAGAAAAUGCUCUUCGUGUAAAAAGAUGACUCACUGUGGAUGGUGCUCAUUGCAAAGUGGUCGCCAAGAGUAUGGAAUGGGCGCUUGCUGGGAAGGUGGAAUAAAUGGACCCAGACAACAGCGCUGUACAUCGGACAGUGUGAUUAGCCACCUGUUGAGUCGUCCGGCGGAGGAGCAGACUUUGGACCACUACGAACUGUUCGCUCUCAGGGGCCACGCCUGGUCGCACACCGACUGUCCACCUGAGAAUGAGUGCAAGAACCACCACCAUGACUGUGACAGUAAGACUGAGAGAUGCGAGGACAAGGAAGAGGGCUUCGAAUGUGUGUGCAAAGACGAUUACCUGAUCAACGAUAAAACAGGAAAAUGUGAGCCUCAGUGCAAACCUCCCUGUUCCAAAAAUGGAAAGUGCGUUGAGCCGAAUGAGUGCAAGUGCGACUUGGGCUAUAAAGGAGCCCAGUGCGAAACAAGCUGUGCAUGUCAUGGUCACAGUGUAUGUUCAAAUGAUCUCUACAAACCAUGUCUGAAUUGUCAGCACAACACUGGAGGAACAAAUUGUGAGAAAUGUGUGAGGAAAUACUACGGAAAUGCGACUUCGCCUUCAUCGAAUGCUUGUAAAAAGUGUUCCUCCUUAUGCAAUGGCAAAUCGGACUAUUGUAUCAACAGAGCGAUGUAUGAAAAGAAGUUCAGUCAUUUGACAAACAACGAGGACUUAAUGAGUACUUUCGACGACUUGAUCAUGCACGGUCCAGAAGCGAACGAAUCGAACACGAGCAAUCUGAUCUGCAUAAUGUGCCAAAACCACACGGCAGGAGACUUGUGCGAGAAGUGUAAGCCAGGCUACUACAAGCAUCCAGGUACCAAUGAGUGUGUUCCCUGUCAAUGUAAUGGACACGCGAUCGGAAACCUGUGCGAUCCAGAGACAGGUCUGGACUGCGACUGCCAAGGCAACACUCAGACUCCGGCUGAGUGCAAGUCCAAUAGUAUUGAAGAGAGACUUAGGAGUACAUGUGCAGCAUCACUACAAUGCUCCAUUUGCGAAAAACCUAUGGUGGAGAUUGCUUUCAAGUACAAGGGUGAACCUGCAAAUGGAAGGCAAUGCUACAGAGAGCUCAAAUGCUGGACAAAUACGUUCAUGCUCACAACGACGCACAUUAUUUAUGACAACGUUGUAGAUCAAACAAUUGGUCUGAAAGUGGGUGAAGCCACUUUUUUCUUCGUCGACCCGGAAGUGAAAACGGGACGUCAAAUGCACCGCGUGGUACUCGAGAUCAGUCAGGGAUCUGUGGAUUUGUACGUAUCAGAUGACUACAGAAUGGUUAAAAAGGACCAGUCGAAUGAAUUGUCGCCUAUCAUGCUCUACGAUGCCAAUGGUUAUCUGAUACCGCCGCGAAAGCGAAGACCGAGAACUACACCAUCGCCAGGUCAAGUUACAGCUACUAGGAUCCCACCGGCGUCAAGUUCAUCUGAAAUUGUCCACUACGCCAAACGACAAAGAAGAUUGGCCAACAAUAAGCCCGAAUUUACGGCGCAGUUAGUGGAAGGCACCAAUGACACAGUAGAACUAAAUAAUAACCAAAAACUACUCGAGAGUCUAACGAAGCGACAAAGUAUGUAUGUCAUGAACGCACAGUUUAAUGCAGAGAAAAAAGCAAUGUAUGUUAAUUUGAGACCAAAUAAGACUAUCCUGAUAGCUGAGAAUAUUACGGGAAGGUUUGAAGUUCUACUACCAGUGAAUGAAAAUAACCGAAAUUCGGUCACUGGCGUGAAGAAAAAACAGUACUACUUUGGCAUUCACAAUCCGGCCGAAGUGAAUGGCGUUAAAAGAACGGAUCUAGCUUCUGGAAUUAUUUACCAAGUCCAAUCAGAAACGAGACUUCCGAUACCUGCUGUAAUAUCCUUUAUAAUUUAUUUUUUCGCCUGUGCGGCUUCUAUGAUUCUUCUGUUUAUAAAAUGCUACACUGUUUUGAUUGGAGAUGACAACCAGAAUCUGGCCCAAAAUAGCGAAAAGGAGUCAUCAUGUCCGACUGUUCAGAUUGAUUUCCACUUCAAGUCCCAAAUUGACCCUUUGCCUGACCAGUUCGACAGUAAAAAGGCGGACUUGAAAACAAGGUACUUGAGUCUUCCGAGUAAAAAUACCCAGAAAAAGAAUAAUUUGAGAAAUAUCCAGAUGCUUGGUCGGCAAUUGUACUGCGCUAAGACUCUCUGCUACCAGCCAUUCAGAGACAAAAACAAGGCACCGAUGACGGUGAUGUUUGAAACGCCUUCCAGCUCAGGGGGUCAGAAGUUUUUCUUCGGAACAGCGAUUGUCCAGUGCAAGUCUAAAAAGAACCCCGAAAUCAUCCCGACAACCCCGCAGUCCAACGGUGCCUUAAACCACCCAAGUAUUGUGUUCCAGACGCAGAGAAGCGACAGCUCUUUUAUGGGAUCUGAAAGCCAGGUUAAUGCGAACGCCAACUGCUCGACGUUGCCAAACAGGAACCUGCAUCGAAGCUCCGGAUCCAUCUCAAAUAACUUCUACUUGGAGAAACCAAAUUCCAAUUUUGGAAGUUUAUCGAGAGGAGUUGAUCCGCGAAUGAACCGCUUCCAAAUUUAUGGGGGCCAUAAUAUGGUUCCGAGGUCCGGAUCUAUGGCAACUACAGUGCCAAUGGACGCUUCGGCUACCAGCACGAUAAACAGAAGUUCGCUGCAAAGAAACAGCAUGACGAGGAGCCAAACGUUUUCCCAACGACAAACGAACUUGUCGCCAACGACCACAUCGAUUAUUUAGCCUAAAAGACUCCUUGAUCGAUUAUUUAGCCUGAAAGACUCUUUGAUAUCAAAACUUACCGUGAAAGAUGUUCAUGUCGUGCAUAGAAGUAAGGACCCCAACGCCCUAAAUAAAUCACACACUAUCAUUUCUUUGAUAAUUGCCUUCUUUCAUACGCUAGUUCACAUCCACUAAAUCAAAAGUUCAACUGAGUUCACGCUAAAUUUUGGAAAAUUCUAUCUAUGCUAUUUUUGUAUCGUUCAAGUCUUUUCGUAAGCACACUUCAAUUUAAAAAUGCGUCCGAUUAGAUUCGGAUUUGUAAUUUAUUUAACAGCCAUUGUUAAGAACUAUUUCAUUGUUUUUCUUUGAUUAUUGAUAAUUAUACUGAAAUCGCGAACAUGAUAAAAUCUUCUAGAUUAUUCUUCGCGGAUUUUACAUCUCAGAUCCAUGAUUCGAAUGUGUGUUGUAACGACAACGAAAUAAUGACAACCUUGAAUUAGUAGAAAUUCUUGUAAGUUAGUUAAUUAGUUAUAUCAUAAAUAAUCUUCAAGGAAAAUGACAUUCUGUUUCGUGAUUAUAAAACUUUGUGUUGAGAGUAAUAAAAGCCGAAUUAUCUAUUAGUAAAAAAUUUAUCAUGAUCACUUGGAGAGUUUAUACACGAGAGAUUAAUUUGAUAUUUUUGUUUUUCUCUACAGUUUAGAUAGUUCGUUUUGUGAAUUGAAG
Molecule: messenger RNA, 10133 nt
Organism: Symsagittifera roscoffensis
Lineage: Eukaryota; Metazoa; Xenacoelomorpha; Acoela; Convolutidae
Product: multiple epidermal growth factor-like domains protein 8
Exons: 18
Coding region: 39-9431 (3130 amino acids)
Molecular function (GO): protein binding; calcium ion binding
Source: RefSeq, a predicted model, not a curated record